AUGCAGGCUGGGCAGGGGCGGCUCCGGCUCCGCGGCGCUCGGGAUGGCAUUCCGGGCUGGGGGAAGCACAGCCCGCCCGGGCCCUGGGGCGUUUCUGCCCUGGGGCGCGGUCCCCACGCUCACCGGGACGGCCUCCCCCACCCUGCACCGGACGGGCUGAGGGGCGAUACCCUGAUAGACGUCGGCCGCGGCCCCGCCGUCUGCCAGCUUCUGCCCGCUUGCGAGUGCUUCCAGGAGAUCAGCGCCUUGGACUAUGCGGGCCAGAACCGCCGGGAGCUGGAGAAGUGGCUGAAGGACGAAGCGGGAGCCUUCGACCGGAGGCCAGUGGUGAAAUGCGUUCGUGAGCUGGAGGGGGACAAGGAGAAGUGGGUGGAGAAAGAGGAGAGGCUGAGAAAGAAGUGCGGCCCCUCCACCCGCUGCCUGGAGGCCGCCUGCCAGGAGCUGGCCACCUUCCGCAGCGCCCCGAGAAGCGUCGGUGCCCUCGCGAAGCCGGGGGGGCACCUGGUGAUGGUGACCCUCCUCCGGGAAACCUCCUACGCCUUCAACAAGCAGGUCUUCUCGUGCCUCCGCCUGGGGAGAAACGUGGUGGAGGAAGCCGUGGAGGGCGCUGGCUUUGACGCAGGUCCGGUAAUUAAGGUUAAAAUCCCCAAGGACAGAGACGGUAGGCCCAAGCAGUUCGCCUUUGUGAACUUCAAACACGAAGAAUCCGUUCCUUACGGACUGAGCCUGCUUAACGGGAUCAAACUCUACGGGAGGCCCAUCAAAAUCCAGUUCCGAUCAGGGAGCAGCCACGCAUCUCAAGACGGCAACCCGUCCUGUUCCCCGCACGGAGCUGCCGGCGCCAGCCCGUCUGGCGCGCCGCAUCCGGCGUCCAACUGCAGCAGGUACGACCGGAGCCCUGACGGUAUGGCAGCAGCGGGAUUCCCGUCGGUGCAGAGGGCUCUGCCGCCUGCCGAUAACCUUCAGAGACAAGCGAUGAGCGGUGCCCCGUGGCAGCAGCCUCCGUUCGGGGGGAAGUACGAGCAGCCCGGCUUCGCCCUGCCCGGCUACCAGCAGCCUCCUCACGGCUUUCACCCCUCGCCGGCCUCCCAAAUGCCGCCGCGGCGGCCGGAGGCGCCGGUGCCGCGCAAGGGCAGGCUGAGCGCCCACCCCUACCACCCGGACAGCAGGCACUUCGGCCGCGAGCAGCGCUUCGGGGAGCGGGGGCCUGACUACUGCCGGGGCAAGAGGGAGGAGUACGGCUUCGAGGAGAGGGGGCACGACGCCGGCGGCGAGCACCACUACCGGCCGGGCAGAGAGGAGCCUGCCUACGAAGACCGGCACCGGGACGGCUGGAGCCACGACUACGACUACCGGAGAGAGAGCUACAGAGAGGCCAAGUGGCACCCGUCGCGGCAUUAA
Molecule: messenger RNA, 1401 nt
Organism: Nipponia nippon (crested ibis)
Lineage: Eukaryota; Metazoa; Chordata; Aves; Pelecaniformes; Threskiornithidae
Source: RefSeq, a predicted model, not a curated record